Prorocentrum cordatum is the source of this 498-nucleotide messenger RNA. Lineage: Eukaryota; Dinophyceae; Prorocentrales; Prorocentraceae. The record is from the annotation of a GenBank genome assembly.
CCUCCGAGGCUGCUCCCCGUCCUCCGCGACCACGCCGACGUGGGCUACCUCAACAACUGCAAGUACGGCCUGCACGGCCCCAUCGAGGUGCUGUCGCUGCGGGCCAUGGCGGCGCUCGCGGCGGACUACGCCCUCAGCGAGGCCGGCGACGAGCCGGCCCGGUGCCUCGAGGCCAUGCCGGAGGCGGUCGAGGGCCCAGCGCAGUGGGGCGAGGACAUGUUCCUGGACAAGUGCCUAAGCGAGGUGCUCGGCGUGGACUCCGUAAUUGACACCCGGCUGAUGUGCGAAGCACACUGCGACUGUCCGAAUUGGUACUGGUGCGGAAACGGCACCGACCGGGUCAUCUCUCUCUUCCACCCCUUCAAGAUGCCAGACAUGCUCCGCCAGUGCCUGGCCAACACGCUGGAGUCCAGCGGGUUGGCCCGCCAGUGAGCCAGCCGCGCAGCAAAGUGCGCGGAGAGCGGUGUGGGCGGCGACGUUUGCUCGCCAAGGCAAAAA